AUGCAGAUGCUGCGGCAACUGGACGUGCACCCGAAGGUGCGCGAGGAGGCAGAUAUCCUCGUGAGGACUUUCAGCGGUGCUAUUGUUACAAUCAUUAGUACAAUCAUCAUGGGCAUCCUGUUUUUGUCAGAGGUAAACUAUUAUCUUACACCAACUAUGAGCGAGGAAUUAUUUGUAGAUACAUCCAGGGGUUCUAAACUGAGAAUCAACUUGGAUAUAAUAAUCCCCGCUAUAUCUUGUGAUCUUUUAUCGUUAGACGCCAUGGAUACAACGGGCGAACAGCAUUUGCACAUAGAGCACAAUAUUUUUAAGAGACGGUUAGACCUGAACGGUAAACCCAUAGAAGAUCCACAAAGGACAAAUAUUACAGAUGCAAAGGCCAUCAGUAAAACUACAGAGAAGGCAGUGGAGAUCGGUUCUACUACAGAGCUCUGUGGAGACUGCUAUGGAGCAGCCACAGACACUAUGAAAUGUUGCAAUACCUGCGAGGAUGUAUGGGAGGCCUAUAGACGAAAAAAGUGGGCUCCACCGGAUCCGGCUGAGGUUAAACAGUGUCAGAAUGAUAAAUCCAUGGAUAAACUCAAGCAUGCCUUCACGCAAGGCUGUCAAAUCUACGGUUAUAUGGAAGUGAAUAGAGUCGGUGGUAGUUUUCACAUUGCGCCAGGCGCCAGUUUCUCAGUCAAUCACGUUCAUGUGCACGACGUUCAGCCUUACACUUCAUCCCAUUUCAAUAUGACGCACAAGAUUAGACAUUUAAGUUUUGGGCUUAACAUCCCAGGGAAAACAAAUCCUAUGGAUGGCAUGACGGUGGUCGACAUGGAUGCCGCUAUGAUGUUUUAUCAUUACAUCAAGAUUGUCCCGACAACGUACGUCCGCGCGGAUGGCUCAACCCUCCUCACAAAUCAGUUUUCCGUAACGCGACACUCGAAAAAGAUAUCCCUGCUUACUGGCGAAUCUGGGAUGCCGGGUGUAUUCUUCAACUACGAGUUGAGCCCGCUCAUGGUAAAGUAUACGGAGAAGGCGAACUCAUUCGGGCACUUCGCGACGAACACUUGCGCGAUCAUUGGCGGUGUGUUCACUGUGGCCGGUCUAAUCGAUUCGCUGCUCUAUCAUUCGGUGCGUGCGAUACAAAGGAAGAUAGAGUUAGGGAAGUACAAUUAAACACUUUGGGUCCGAAUGCAGCAGCAUUGAUUAUCCUGUUCCGAUCCUAAUUUUGUUCUUCUUUCAUCAAUAUAAUCGUGUUCAAAUAAUUUCGGAAUGUGAGCAUCGUCUCCAAAUAAGUGAGAUUAGUCGCUGAAAAUGGAUUGGAAUUAGUAUUAAUCGUUGAUGCGACACGGCCUUAGACGGAUAAUCAGAU
This is a messenger RNA of Mycetomoellerius zeteki, 1357 nucleotides long. Its product is annotated as endoplasmic reticulum-Golgi intermediate compartment protein 3. The coding region runs from base 1 to 1161 and encodes 386 amino acids. Gene Ontology annotation, biological process: retrograde vesicle-mediated transport, Golgi to endoplasmic reticulum; endoplasmic reticulum to Golgi vesicle-mediated transport. The record is from RefSeq and is a predicted model, not a curated record. The transcript is spliced from 8 exons. Lineage: Eukaryota; Metazoa; Arthropoda; Insecta; Hymenoptera; Formicidae. Gene Ontology annotation, cellular component: COPII-coated ER to Golgi transport vesicle; endoplasmic reticulum; Golgi membrane.